Molecule: messenger RNA, 3255 nt
Organism: Rotaria sordida
Lineage: Eukaryota; Metazoa; Rotifera; Eurotatoria; Philodinida; Philodinidae
Source: the annotation of a GenBank genome assembly
AUGCAACAUCACCGUCGACGUCCACCUAUGACACUUUCACCUAUAGCUUUAAAUAAUAAUUCAAAUAGGCCUAUACGCCAAACAAAUCGAAAUAUGCCAUCGACAAUGAGCCAAUGUUUUGGUUGUUCUCAACCAAUGUAUAAUCAAUAUAUAUCAAAUGUUCUUGAUCAUUUAUGGCAUCCGGAAUGUGUUCGAUGUUUUGUAUGUCGAUGUUUACUUAAUGAACAAUGUUAUUCACGUGAAGGAAAACUUUAUUGUAAAGAUGAUUUUAUUAAAAAAUAUAUUCAUCGUUGUUUUGCUUGUCAAAAUCUUAUUAAAUCUGAUGAAUUUAUUCGUCGUAUUCGUACUGAUCGAAUAUAUCAUGCUGAAUGUUUUGUUUGUACAAAAUGUAAACGUACAUUACAAGAUAAUGAUAUAUCAUCAUUACUUAAAUCUGGUGAUACAUCAUUUAAUGAUCUUGAUUGUUUAUGUCAAAUAUGUUCUAAUCCUGAGAAAUCCUCGAAUGAAAAAAUUUUAUUAUCAAAUACAACAGAUGAAAAUAAAAUAAUAGAUAAUGAACUUUCAAAUACAAUCAAUGGAAAGAUAUCACCUUCAUCUGAUACACAAGAACAAAAAUCAUUAACAAUAAAUAAUGAUAUGUCAACACCUAUUGAAAAUCAUAUUAAUGAACAACAAUCAAUGGAAAUUGAUGAACCACCUCCUUCAACAACUAAACCAUUGAUAUCACCUAUAAAAGAACAACCAUCAUCACCAAGUCCAUCAAUUCCUAUUCCACCGAAACCAAAUAGUCGACAAUCAAAAACUCGUCAAAGUACAAGUAGUAAUGGUAGUAAACGUUCACCAGCUAAAGCAAAAGCAACAACAGCAACGUCUCGUCAAAAACAGACAAUUGUAAAUGAAAGAAAAGGUCGUUCACCAGCAACAAGAUCAAAAUCAUCUACUAAUACUACUACUGCUCCUGCUGCAACAUCAUCAACUGUUCAACGACGAUCAAGUAAUCGUCGUACAACGAAAACAACACGUUAUCGUAAACGAAGUUUUUCAAGUGGAAGUGAUGAAGAUGAAACUGACGAUGAAGAAGAAGAUCAGGAUGAUGCUGAUUUUGCUGAAGAGAAUAAUAUACAAGCUGAUGAACAAGAAAAUACUCGUUCACCUGUUGUUAAAACUAAAUCAUCAAAUAAUUCCGAUGAUAAAAAAUCUGAAUCAGAAUCUAAACCAACAGACGCUCCACCACCACCACCACCUCCACCUCCACUACCACCGCCAACAACAACAACAAAUCCAUCACUUAUAUCACAAGCUAAAAUGUCUGAACCAUUAUCAUUACUUAGCGGUCUUGCAGCAAAUCCUAUGUCAAUAUCAUCAAUAAUGAAACCUGAUUUAACACCUAGUUUUAUGCCUCCAAAUUUUAAUCCAGCAUUUCCAACACCUCCACAAUUUUUACCACCUGGUUUUUCUUUACAAUCAAGACUUUCAAUGCCAUCAUCAACAUCAUUAUCUAAUUCACAAAUUCAAUCUACUCUUGUAACUGAUUCAAACUCAGCGAAUGCUUCUGAUACAGAUUCACUUGAUCGUUCAUCAAGUCCAUCACAAAUGGAUAUAUCAACAAAUGUUGAACCAGGUACACCAGCACGUCCUAUAACACCACCAAAAAAUUCACGUCAGACAACAAAAACAACGACUCACAAACCAUCAGCUCUUUCUUCAUUACUUGAAUUUGGUACAUUACCACCAUCAAAUUUAGGUAAUAAUACUUCAACAAAUCCAUUUCCAUUUCCAUUUGUUACACCUGGUCCUGGUGUACCAUUUUCACCACAAGCAGCAGCUGGUAUGGCAACAUUUUAUCGUCCACCAUUUGGUGUACCAUCAGCAAAUAUACCUCUUGAUAUGACUCAAACAAAUUCAAAUUCAUCAAAGAAAAAAUCUGAUAUAACAGAUAAUAAUGAAAUUAUUUCACAAAAUUUACUUGAUGAUUCAUUAACAUCAUCAAUAUCACCAAAAAAAAAGACAACAACUAAAACAAAUUCACGUAAAAAAACAAAAACAAAUGGUACAGAUGGUGAAAAUGGUAUUGAUGAAGAUAAUAUAUCAUCACCACCACCUUCUACAUCAUCACAAACAAAUAAAAAAAAGAAAAAAAGAAAAUCUGAUACAAUAGAUAAUAUUACUACUAAUGAUAAUGAUGAAACAAAAAUUACAAAUGGUAAUACAAAUAAUCAUUCACAUAAUCUUCUUGCUCAAAUGGGUCUUAUAAAUGCUUCAUUUAUGGCACCACCACCAAUUCCACCAUCAUCAACAAAUGGUAAAACAUCAGCAACAAAUUCUCAACAAGCUCAAUUAGCAGCUAUGUAUUCUAUGGCACCACAUUUUGCUGCUUAUAAUGCUUUUCCAGGUGCUUUUAAUCCAGCUUUUGCUGCAGCUGCUUAUGCUAGUGGAUAUCCAAAUCCUUAUGGAUUUCAUCCGGCAUUUGCUGCAUCAUCUACUGGUCAACCAUUUCCAUUUAUGCCACCAACACCUUCUUCAGCUGUACCAUCGCUAAACAAUACAUCAACCAAUGAAGAUAAAUCAUCAUCAUCAUCUAUUGUUGUACCUGAAACACGACCAUCUAAAUCACGAAAGAGAAGUACUACGAAUGGAGAAAAGAAAAAGUCAACAACUCCUCGAUCAAAUAAGAAAAAACCUAUAGAACAAAUUAUAUCUACAGAUGUUCCUAUAUCAACAGAAAAUGAAUCAAUAACAACAAUGUCAUCAACAGAUAUAACUCCACAAAUAUCUACAACACCUGAAUCAAAUAAACGACGAAUGAGUGGUACAGAAAGUGAAGAUUUUGAUGAACAACAACAACAACAACCAUUACAAACAACAAAUGGUAAAUCAGGUAAUGAAUCAGAUGGUUCAAUAGAUGAUGGAGAUCGAUCAUUAAAUACUAUUCCAUCUAUAUCUUCAACAGCAGCUGAAAAAAAAGGUGCUCGUACAACAAUUAAACCACAACAAUUAGAAAUAUUAUGUAAAGCAUUUGAAACAUGUUCAAAACCAAAUAAAACUGAACGUGAACAAUUAGUUGCUGAAACUGGUCUUACACUACGUGUUAUACAAGUUUGGUUUCAAAAUAAACGAUCAAAAGAACGUAAAGGUAAAACAUCAAAAGAAAAAGAAACACCAUUAGAUGAUGAUGAACUUGCUGAUGAUUCUCAAUCAUCACCUCCACCAACAACAUCAGAAUCAACUCCUCCUAUUACUAAUACUGAAGUCUAA